Molecule: messenger RNA, 3840 nt
Organism: Paramecium tetraurelia
Lineage: Eukaryota; Ciliophora; Oligohymenophorea; Peniculida; Parameciidae
Exons: 3
Source: RefSeq, a predicted model, not a curated record
AUGGAAAAUCGGGCAAAAGAAAUAGUAAAUUCUAUACUCUCGAAAUCUCCCCUGACAAUUUCAAAGCAAGAAUUUCAAGAAGUUAGUGAUUUGAUUUUGGACUAUAAGUUAAAUGGAUAUGUUAUGGCUCUAUUGAGAAUGCAAGAAUUUUAUUUAUAUUUCGAUAUACCUUUGUCAAUCAAACACAAUAUAGAUUUAAUUUCACAUAUGGAUGAAGAGAGAAUCAAUUUUUUUGAACUGAUCGGAUACAUGUAUUUCAACAAAGGAUCUUACAUUAAUUUUUAUUAAAAUCUUGUUUUAUUUAAGUAUAAAUAAAUUGCUAGAUUAAAUCAAUAAAAUCUAUAUAUUUUGCAUUAAGUGAUCGGGGAUAUAAUAGCAUCUAUUUGGUGGCAUUAUGAAUUUUUGAAAUAAUUGGUUUAGCGAUUAUACAGCAAUCAAUAUUCAUAGUUAGUAAAAAUGAUUUAAAACUAAUAAAAAGGAAUAGAUGAGUAAAUCAAUUUAUUAGAAUUUUCAAAACAUUCAAAAUACUUUAAACUUAUUAUCAAUAAUUCAUUGACUUAUAAUUUGAAUAAUGAUCAGCUAUCAUAGAACGCUGAUGAGUUUAUUUAGACUUUAUUAAAGAAAGAUGAAUUAAAUUAUGAAGAUAUCCUAAAUUAUAUGAAACAAUCUCCAGCAAUCUCAGUAAAGAAAAGAAUAAUCUACCAUAAACUAUUGUUUUACUAUUGGCUAAUCAGUAAAUAACAUUAAUUGUAGAAGGAACCUCAAAAACAAAAAUAAUCAGCCCUUUCUUAAUCUGUCAUUUAAUUUAGGCCUACUUAAUCUCAAUAUGCAUCAUCAAGAAUAUCUAUAAAUUAAUUUUAAUCUGGCAUCUUUUAAUCUAGUAUAUAUGGAUCCAAAAUCUAAUCUAAAUUAUCUAAUAGUUCAAUACGCUACAGAAAAGCAUCCAACUCAAUUAUUUAGUAUUUAUAAGAAAAUGUCAUAAACUUAGAAGAAUCACUCCAAGAUUCUGAUUUAUUCAUGUAAUUUGAUGCAUAUAAUGAACAUUAUUAAAGUCUUGCAGAAAGUUUAUCAAUAUAUGAAAUAGGAGACUGGAAUGAUUUAAAAGAGUUGACAUAAUAGAGCACUUAAAUUCUUAAAUCUGUAUUAGAAAAUAUUAACAUCGAAAAACUUAUAGAAACCCAUUUUGAUAAAUACUUUAGCUUGAGAUCCUAUAGUUUAGUAAUUGACAGUACUCAAAAUUUUAAAUAACACAUAUAAUAUGUAGAUGAGUAAGUUAAGAUAUUCUAGUAUUAUCAAUUCCCAAGUGUAACAAGCCAAUUUUAUAAAUUUUAUGAUUUUAUAAAGCCUAAAAGUCAAAUAGAAUAGAUUGAAAUCAUUAGAUUGCUAAGCCUUAGAUUAUAAUUUACUAAAUAAUAAGUAAAUACUAUUUACAGGUGUUUACAAUUACAAUUACCAGAUCAUUUUAUAGUAAUGGAGGCAGCUAUGAAACUGAAGAGUAUUCAAACAACCCAUAAUUGUUUAAAGCAUCGAGAUUGGCUCUCAUAAAUUGAUUAAGAUGAUUGGCUUAUGCUGAAAGCAAUUGUAUUCUAACAAACUUUGAUUGACAUCUUCUAUCUUAUAGUGCAAUGUUGUUUUGAGCAAUAAAUAUUUUUAAAUACCUGGUAGAGAAUUUUGAAGAAUCUAUUUUAAAUUAUAACAUUAAGCAAAGCAAAUGAUAUUCUUUUACAUUUUUUCGAAUAUGUGAUAUCUAAUGAAAAAGAUUUUUCAUAUUUUCUAAACUUAAUUUCUGUUACAGAACCACCAAAAUAUUCUAACAAUUUUUAUUAAGAAAUCUUAGAUUUUCUUGAGAGAGUGCUAAAUUUAGAAAAUCAGCAAGAAAAGGUUUACAUUUUGAAGGGAUUUCAAGUAAUAUAUCCAUUUCCAAACAUUUUCAAAAUAGAUUUUCUUAUUGGCAACAUAAAUCAAUAAUCUAAGAGUCUUAUUUAAUACAUUAAGAUAAAGUAAAAUUAGGAUGACAAUGAAACUUUGACAUAAUUAUGUUACUAAUUAUAUUCAUCUGAUUAGCAAUUUUAUUCAAAAUACAUCCCUCCUGAAGAUACUCCUGGGUUUGAUUUACAUUUUACCGCUGAAAGAGAAUUGAGCGAAACCUAAGCUAAAUUAUUUCAUCUAAAAAUUGUAGAGUAGUUAAAUUUACCUAAGAAGGAGGAUGUGAUCAACGAGAUUCAAAAAUAUCUAAAUCCCUUGAGAGGCUCUUGUAAAUCAGUAAUUAAGGAAUUAGAUUAGAAUAUCUUUGGCCAUUAGAUUAGAGAUAUAUCAGAUCAGGAUAUUCUUGAAUAUGUUCUAAAUCAUAAAAAAUUUAUAGAAAAUCAUGUAGAUAAAAAAAUAUCAUAAGUGAAACAAAGGAUAUAAUAAAAACUAAGGAAAAUAGAGGUUUUGAUAGAGAAAUACCAGAAUACUCGGUAGAUUGUCAAUUAAAUGAAUAAAAAAUUUAAGUUCCCAUAAAGAUCUAAAUACUACAUUAAAUCAGAAUAUCAUCAUUUAAUUGAGCCUGGUUCUCUAGUCUACAAAUUUAUAUUUGAACUUAUUUUGGUUUAAAGAAGCAUUUAAGGAUCAAGGUUAAUUGAAUCUGAUUCUUAAGCUGGCUUCGCAAUCCCUCGAAAUUAAAAUGAAGAUAAUAAAAGAUCGAAUGGUGCAUAGGUAGAGUAAUAAAAUAAAAACAAAUCAGAAUAGGAUAUAAUUUAAUAUUAUUUGUAAAUUGGAGAGGAUGGAAGAAUACCAAUUUUAAAAAUGUUUUUAGAUUAACUGGAAGUUGAGAUGAAUACUUAUAUACUCGAAUUAAAAUAAUACUAAUAAGAUUUGAUAAUAAGAGAUCUUGAUGAUCAAAUAAGCGAAUUUAAGAAGAUAUAAAUAGGGUGUUCUGAAUCCUGUCCAUUUUGUGGAAGAAAAUGUGAUCAAGAUGUUUUAAAGAAACAUAAACAUAAAUGUUCUACUGGACAUUAAAUUAGAAGCAUGAAGGGUAUUUUGAUUGAUCAAAAAUUAUCAUUGUUGACUUGUGAAGAAUUGCAGGAUGAUUAUUAUGUUUAUGAUUAGCAAGUGCAAGAUCUAAGAAAAUGGGUAGAUUUGAAAUUAAGAUAUAAAAUUUGGAAUUUUUGCAAUUUCAAAAAUAAUGAAGAAUUAAAAUAGCAUUAAUUGAACUAUCAAACUUACUGGAAUUAUAAGGUUGGUAAAGUCAUUUGCAAUUAUUUGAAUUGCAGAUUUUUUUAAAAGGAAUUAGAAUAAUGGAAUCAAAGCCAUCAUUUUAUAUUAGUAAUUGAUGAAUCUGGGUCUAUGGCAGGGUAAAAGUGGAAGAUCUUGAUGGAAGCAAUUUAGUAAUGUUUUAUAGAGUUGCGGAAGUAUCCAAACAAUAGAAUUUCGCUUAUUCAAUUUAGUGAUGAUGCUAGAUUUGUUGUUGGGAGUAAUCAACCUGAAGAAAUCCCUUAAUAGGAGCAAGUUAAGUAAUUUUAAAUGAUGUCUGGAGGGACAAAUUUUGAGAAUGCAUUUCUUUUAGUAUUCUAUGCUAUUUAAAGAUGUAUUUCACAAUUCGAUUUUUAAACCGUUGUAUUUUACACUGAUGGGGAUGCUGAUUAUCCAAAUGUGUCGAUGGAUUUGUUUGCAUAAGUCAAUUAAGAACUCAGAUAGAAAAUAGAUAUUUUAAUUUGCACUGAAAUUAAAGAGUCUAAAUCUUUACAAAAGGUUUGUUAGGUAUUUCAAUAAAAAAUGGGUAAGGGAACAUUAAAGGAAAAUGUAAAAAUUGAUUAAAUUGGACAACUACUGUAAGAGAAGGUUUGUUAAAAGUAUUGA